Striga asiatica is the source of this 618-nucleotide messenger RNA. The record is from the annotation of a GenBank genome assembly. NCBI's taxonomy places the organism in Eukaryota, Viridiplantae, Streptophyta, Magnoliopsida, Lamiales, Orobanchaceae.
AUGUCCUCUCCAAUUUCAACCUCCCAGCCAAACCCAAGAUCUGCCCUACCACCACCACCACCACCACCACCACCUCAGCCCUUUGCAGUCAUCGCAAACACCGCACGUCAUCCAGAUCGGAUCACACCGAACGCCUCCAUCGCGAAGUAUUCAACCCCUCUAUCGCGAAGUAUUCAACCCGUCCACCCUAAACCCAGAGGCCGUCCCGCGAGAAAAUCACUCGGCCAGACUGAACAAACGUCGUUUACAGUUUCACCAGUACCAGGUGAUCGGAAGAGCUUUGCUGACCGAGGCCGACGAGCACCCUACCGGAUGAAGCUAUGGGCGACCAAUGAGGUCCGAGCCAAGUCGAAAUCCUGUCUCGAGGUAGACCUCUCCUCCAGCAAGAAUAUCUCUUCUCCACGACAUUUUAAUGGUCUAAUGGCGAGUUUAAAGGUUCUGCAAAAUGGCGCCUCGUGGCGUGCUCCCGAUAGCUCAAUGUCGAGUCCCUAUAGAAGUUCGACGAGGGCCUCUGGCUAUGAGAAAAUUUCGAGCGUAAUUUUUACUGCUGGACACUCUAUCCAGAUUUUCCCUUCCUCAAUUCUGGUCAAUGCUCCAAUCCAGGCUCAGGCCAGCUAG